This is a messenger RNA of Rhinopithecus roxellana (golden snub-nosed monkey), 4147 nucleotides long. RefSeq names its product melanotransferrin (gene MELTF). NCBI's taxonomy places the organism in Eukaryota, Metazoa, Chordata, Mammalia, Primates, Cercopithecidae. The record is from RefSeq and is a predicted model, not a curated record. Gene Ontology annotation, biological process: iron ion transport. Gene Ontology annotation, cellular component: plasma membrane; early endosome; extracellular region.
UCUAGGACAAGAGGAGGGGAGGAUCCCCUGGAACGCAGGGGAAGAGGCCCGAAGAGCAGUGCCCGGGCCCGAGCGUCAGGCCGCGCUCCAGCAGGGGGCGCGCCGGGGCAGCCCAGGUGUGCGGUCCGGGCCGGCGGGGGGUGACCUGCGCCCCCGGGGCGUGGAUUCCGCCCAGGAACUCCCGGCCGCACUUAAGGAGCUCGGGCCCGCGUGAGGCGGGAGCGGGGAGGAAGCCCGGCUGCUGCUGACUUCCUCGGACCUGGACCCAGCCCCAGCCCGGCCCCAGCCAGCCCCGACGGCGCCAUGCCGGGCCCGAGCCGGGCCCUGUGGCUGCUCCUGGCUCUGCGCACCGUGCUCGGUGGCGUGGAGGUGCGGUGGUGCGUCAGCUCAGACCCAGAGCAGCAGAAGUGCAGCAACAUGAGCAAGGCCUUCCGGGAAGCGGGCAUCCAGCCCUCCCUCCUCUGCGUCCAGGGCACCUCGCCUGACCACUGCAUCCAGCUCAUCGCAGCCCAGGAGGCCGACGCCAUCACUCUGGAUGGAGGAGCCAUCUAUGAGGCGGGAAAGGAGUAUGGCCUGAAGCCCGUGGUGGGCGAAGUGUAUGAUCAAGAGGUUGGUACCUCCUAUUACGCCGUGGCUGUGGUCAAGAGGAGCUCCCAAGUGACCAUCAACACCCUGAAAGGCGUGAAGUCCUGCCACACGGGCAUCAAUCGCACAGUGGGCUGGAACGUGCCCGUGGGCUACCUGGUGGAGAGCGGCCGCCUCUCGGUGAUGGGCUGCGACGUACUCAAAGCUGUCAGCGACUAUUUUGGGGGCAGCUGCGUCCCGGGGGCAGGAGAGACCCGUUACUCUGAGUCCCUCUGUCACCUCUGCAGGGGUGACAGCUCUGGGGAAGGGGUGUGUGACAAGAGCCCCCUGGAGAGAUACUACGACUACAGCGGGGCCUUCCGGUGCCUGGCGGAAGGGGCAGGGGACGUGGCCUUUGUGAAGCACAGCACGGUACUGGAGAACACGGAUGGGAAGACGCUUCCCUCCUGGGGCCAGGCCCUGCUGUCACAGGACUUCGAGCUGCUGUGCCGGGAUGGCAGCCGGGCUGACGUCACCGAGUGGAGGCAGUGCCAUCUGGCCCGGGUGCCUGCUCACGCCGUGGUGGUCCGGGCCGACACAGAUGGGGGCCUCAUCUUCCGACUGCUCAACGAAGGCCAGCGUCUGUUCAGCCACGAGGGCAGCAGCUUCCAAAUGUUCAGCUCUGAGGCCUAUGGCCAGAAGGAUCUGCUCUUCAAAGACUCCAUGGAGCUUGUGCCCAUCGCCACGCAGACCUACGAGGCGUGGCUGGGCCAGGAGUACCUGCACGCCAUGAAGGGUCUGCUCUGUGACCCCAACCGGCUGCCCCCCUACCUGCGCUGGUGUGUGCUCUCCGCUCCUGAGAUCCAGAAGUGUGGAGACAUGGCCGUGGCCUUUGGCCGGCAGCGGCUCAAGCCGGAGAUCCAGUGCGUGUCAGCCAAGUCCCCCCAGCACUGCAUGGAGCAGAUCCAGGCUGGGCAAAUUGACACUGUGACCCUGAGUGGCGAGGACAUUUACACGGCAGGGAAGACGUACGGCCUGGUUCCUGCAGCUGGGGAGCACUAUGCCUCGGAAGACAGCAGCAACUCGUACUUCGUGGUGGCGGUGGUGAGGCGGGACAGCUCCCAUGCCUUCACCUUGGAUGAGCUUCGGGGCAAGCGCUCCUGCCACGCUGGCUUCGGCAGCCCUGCAGGCUGGGAUAUCCCCAUGGGCGCCCUCAUUCGGAGAGGCUUCAUCCGGCCCAAGGACUGCGACGUCCUCACAGCGGUGAGCGAGUUCUUCAAUGCCAGCUGCGUGCCCGUGAAUAACCCCAAGAACUACCCUUCCUCGCUGUGUGCGCUCUGUGUUGGGGAUGAGCAAGGCCGCAACAAGUGUGUGGGCAACAGCCAGGAGCGGUACUACGGCAACAGCGGCGCCUUCAGAUGCCUGGUGGAGAAUGCGGGCGACGUUGCCUUCGUCAGGCACACGACCGUCUUUGACAACACAAAUGGCCACAAUUCCGAGCCCUGGGCUGCUGAGCUCAGGUCAGAGGACUAUGAACUGCUGUGCCCCAACGGGGCCCGGGCCGAGGUGUCCCAGUUUGCAGCCUGCAACCUGGCACAGAUACCACCCCAUGCCGUCAUGGUCAGGCCAGACACCAACAUCUUCACCGUGUAUGGACUGCUGGACAAGGCCCAGGACCUGUUUGGAGACGACCACAAUAAGAAUGGGUUCAAAAUGUUCGACUCCUCCAACUAUCAUGGCCAAGACCUGCUUUUCAAGGAUGCCACCGUCCGGGCGGUGCCUGUCGGGGAGAAAACCACCUACCGCGACUGGCUGGGGCUGGACUACGUGGCGGCGCUGGAAGGGAUGCUGUCUCAGCAGUGCUCGGGCACAGCGGCCCCGGCGCCCGAGGCGCCCCUGCUCCCGCUGCUGCUGCCGGCCCUCGCCGCCCGCCUGCUCCCGCCCGCCCUCUGAGGCCCGGCCGCCCCGCCGCGCCCCAGAGCUCCCGGAGCUGCGAUUCCCGCCGGGGGAGUUUCCGCGGCGGCUUAGCGCUGGAAUCCAGAAGGAAGCUCGGGAAGGCCCGGCCCGGCGCGGGCGGGAGCAGGCGCCUCCCCGGGAGCCCCGCCGCCCACGGGCGCCACCUGGCGCUGCCACCUGGCGCUGCUACCUGAGGCGCCGCCCCCGGGCCCGCGCGGCCCUUCCCGCCAACCGCCGCCUCCCGCCACCUGGAGCCGCGCGGGCCGAGCCGGAGGAGGCCGGUUGCCCGGGAAACCGCUGAGCCCGGGCUUCCCGCCGCCCGCCCCGCAGAGCCUCCCGAGGGGCCCGCCCGCCUCCUCCGCGCAGCCCUGCGCCCCCGUCCGCGAGGCCCCCUGGGGACGCGGUGGCCACCGAGGCACCUACUCCCGGAGGCUGCAGCCAGGCCCUCCAAGGAGGCCCGGCCCCGGCGCCAACGGGACCCAGCCCGUGGGACAGCGGCCUCUGCUGGCGGUGGAGGGAGGGAGACCGAACAAGGGCGACGGGGAGAAACCCGCCAGGGACCCCUAGAGGCAGGGCGUGCUCGGGGAGAAGCCUUCGCCAGCGGGACCUUGUCCAGGGUGGGGGCUCCGGUUCCUCCGACCGCCCAUGCGCUGGGAGGGAGGCCGGCCCCGGGAACUCUGUGCCCCGCCGCGUCCCCCACUGUGGCCGCGCCAGCUCCAUCCCGGGCCAGCCGUCCACGGAUCCCCCUCCUGCGUCUCCUCAGGCUCUUACCUCCCCUACCCCCAUGGGAUGCCCACUGCCCGCACCGAGCCGCCCUGAAGGGCUGGGCGUGGGGACCUGCCAUUCUUCCGGGUUCCGAACGGGGUGGGGGGUGAGCUCCGGCUCCUGACUCGGCCCUGCAGCUACUGGGCCCGGGACCCCUCACACCCCGUUCCCGCCCCUGCGCGAGGCCGCAGAAAGAGCCUGGCCAGGGCCUCUCUCUACUCCAUUUUGCCACAGUUGUCUGAGAAGCCAAAAAAAGUUUCUAGAACUGCCAGCCCUUAAAAAAAAUGAAAAGGAAGAGAAGAAAUGGGAGCAGGCAGCCCUCGUCAGCAGACUGGGAGCCGCGUGGGCCCGGAGCUAUUUGCAUUCCGGUCUGCGGGGGCUCGGGGAUGCUGGUGACAGGCUUGGUUCCUGGUGGCUCGCCCCCACCUGUGGGCGUCGGGAAGGAUCCCUUCCAUCUCUCAGCAGCAGAGGAGGCCCUGGCAUCGUCCUGGCUGCAGCCGUGCAAUCCCAAGGAGUCCUGGUCACCUUCACGCCGCCGGAAGGGGCUACAAGGACCUGGGCCUCUGCCACCAAGCUUCGUCCCCUCUUGCUGUAGGGAGCCAGUGAUUCUCCUCCGACCUGACGAUUGCUUGUUUUUUUUAAAGGGAGAUUUGAGGGGUGAGAAGUGCGUUUCUGUGUGGCUACUCCGGGCUAGUGUGCUGUGGGUCAUUGAAGGUGUGGCCUGCAUGGGUGCAGUGUAAGUGACGUUGGAUUGUCAGGUGGCAGUAGGGGAGCCCUGCUAUGCCAGUGCCAAUGAAAGGUGUUGGUUUGUUUCUGAAAUAAAGCCAAACAAGCCUGCACAUGCAGAGGCUUGGACCCUGAU